This is a messenger RNA of Amblyraja radiata (thorny skate), 4129 nucleotides long. RefSeq names its product RAS like family 10 member B (gene rasl10b). Bases 414 to 1025 code for a protein of 203 amino acids. The transcript is spliced from 4 exons. Lineage: Eukaryota; Metazoa; Chordata; Chondrichthyes; Rajiformes; Rajidae. Gene Ontology annotation, molecular function: GTPase activity; GTP binding. The record is from RefSeq and is a predicted model, not a curated record.
AGAAGCUUAAACGCUGGUGCGUUGGAGAACAGGAGACAGGACAUGCACCAAUAAUGCGUUAGAGCGCUAUUCUCUCUUAAGGCAGAACAGCGGAGUAAAAAUUACACUGUUUCUCUUCUCAAACAGUUUAGGGGGAGGAUUUUUGAAACGCGCUGACUGGGGCUUUAUCCGACAACCAUCUGAUUUCCAGGUUACUGGGACUUAUCGCCCUAUGGAAAGGAUCCUUAUUCUGAGAGCGUUUGUUUUAACCACAAGGUGCCCCUCGCCUCCUGAUCUCAAACUCCGGCGAUAACUGAGUGCAGACGAAGCCGGCCAACUGGAACUAUGUGACCAUGGUUCUCGGGAGGAUCUGACUGGCAGCCCCUGGAAUAUGCGUGACCUCAGCCCAUCUGCACCAAGUGUCCUACAACGGCAUGGUGACAACUUUCAAAAUAGCAAUCCUUGGAGCGCAAGGGGUUGGGAAAUCAGCAAUUGUGCACCAGUUCCUCUACAACGAUUACAGUGACCGCUACAUGCCGACAAAGGCACGGCACAUCUACCUGCCUGCGGUGGUCAUGAACGAGCAUGUGCACGACCUGCAGAUCAUGGACUUUCCACCCAUUCCGUCCUUCCCAGUCAACACUCUGCAGGAAUGGGCGGACACGUGUUGCCGUGGACUGCGGAGUGCACACGCCUACAUCCUAGUGUAUGACAUCUGCUGCUUCGACAGCUUUGAAUAUAUCAAAACCAUUCGGCAACAAAUAUUGGACACAAGGGUGAUUGGAACCAGCGAGAUCCCCAUCAUCAUUGUCGGGAACAAGCGGGACCUGCAGCAGGGCCGUGUCAUUCCCAGGCGGAAUGUGUCCAACCUCGUGAAAAAGACCUGGAAGUGCGGCUACAUUGAGUGUUCGGCCAAGUACAACUGGCACAUCCUCAUGCUCUUCAAUGAACUGCUAAAGACCAUUGGCUGCGCACGCUGCAGGCACAUGCACACCGCCAUCCGAUUUCAGGGAGCCCUGCGUCGGAACCGGUGCAGUGUGAUGUGACCCUCCCUUUCCGCCGGGGGCUUUGCAGCGUGCGGCCGUUGCAUCACGAGGGCUGUGAAGGGGUCGGGAUAUGUAGCGGGUAGAUUUUUACCACCAGUGCUUUGAGCCAGCCGCACGUCGGACUCGGAUCUGAGGGCGGUGAUAAACAGGCAUGGUCUGCGGCCUGCUUCUCCCCCCCCCCCCCCCCCCUACUCUCCGCUCCCGACUCGUGUUUCGGCAGCUCUGCACCAUUGUGAAGUUCGCCCCCUCAAUUCUGUCCUACGGCCACUCUUGGUUUGUUUCUGUCAGUUACUUCAGCAAUAAUUAAUCAGAAGGACUUCAGAACGUGGUGUCCUAUCUGCCAGCAGGAAACGCAGCACCAGCACUCUCGACUCUGCAGCGGUGGUUGUAGGGUCAACCCUUUCCCUAAUCCUGACACCAGUAUCUGUGUAGGCUGACGCUCCAGUUCGUGACUGAGGCCUUGCUGCGGUGUUAGACUCACGGAGGCAAACAGGCAUGGAAACAGUCCUUCAACUCACUGACCAACUAGGCCCCAUCUACAGCAGCCCCAUUGCAUUCUCCCCACGUUCCUGUCAGCUGCCAUCUACGUCAAUGAUUCUACACAAAACCCACACACUAGGGGCAAUUUACAGCAGCCGCUUAAUCUAACAAGUCGCACAUCUUCGGAACGUGGCAGUAAACCAGAGCACCCAAGGGAGACCAAUGCAGUCGCUGAGAAAACGUGCAAACUCCACACAGACAGUACAGGAGAUUGGGAUUGUACCCCAGUGGCUGGAGGCAUGUGAGGCAGCAGCUUCAGCAACUGUGCCCCAGUGUCACCCUGUGGGAGAUACCAUCUUUCAAAAUGCCCGCUCAAUGCCACAAUUUACCAAUAGAGCAGUAAAAUUCUCCCCAGUGUCCUGAUCACAGCUCCAAGAACCAUGGCUGAGACUGUGUCCUACACAGGUCGAUGAAACUGUCUUUGCAAAGUCUGAUGAGACCAUGCAUGCAGAUCUUAGUGUCACCAUGUCAUACACAUGUUGCUCUAGUCUAGGGGGACAAAAGCAGAAGCACUGGAAGAACAAGGUGAGCAAGUUUGCAUCUUGAGCAGAAAGAUAUAGAAACACAGAGGCAAAGAGCUCUACAUCAUGGAUAUAGACUCCGUUUCACCAAUGACUUGUUCAACUGUACCACAAUGUCCCCACUUUUGUUCCCAAUACCCUUCCUCAUGAAGUCUCACAUGCUAAACGCUUUCUUCUCCACCUUGUCCGCAUGUGUCACCAAGUUGGAACCUUCAUGAGCCUUGUCUGGAAGGUUGGACGAAACAUCCGGUGUCUUUUACUUUCUGCUGUACCGCACUGUGCUGGAAUCUUGCACGGCAAGGCGAGACGCCCCCUACCCCCUUGUCUGCCACCCUUAUCCUUAACUGAGUAGGGCCAUAAGUGAGGUGAUUUUAAGCACUGGAAAAUUCCAGAAUGGGUUAGACUUGAGAUACUUUAUUGUUGGGAUCCAAACUCAGUUAUCCCUGGGAUCUGUGACCAGUUAUCCUUGGGAUCUGACCUCAGUUAUUCCUGGGCUCUGAGAUCAAUUAUCCACAUGCUAGUUAUCCAUGAAGAUCAGAUGUGUAAAGAUUGCACUCUGUGUGGUAGUAAUCUGUCACAGUAACUUGUUUGGUCCUUCCUUCCUGCAGCACUAAUUCUCAUAAGCAUGCACACUUCUACAUUCUCGCAUCCAGGCAAGGGUGGGAGGGGAUAUUUCUCACUGUGUCUACUUCAAACCCCCCUUAUACACACACUUUCCAGCUUAAACCUCUGGAAGCCUCUUCUCACUUGCUAAUUGCUGGUAGAAACGUCACCAGAUCUCAGUAUUCUUCCCCACAGCACUGUAGGAGCUGUACAGUGAAUCAGUGAUGUUGCUGAUAGAUUGAGUUGGUGACCUUUUAAAUUACUUGCACAAGGGUGACCAAGGAAGAUCAGAAAUAAUUGAUGUUGUGGCUUAGUGGAUGAAAGAUGACUAGAUGUAAGAGAGUUUGGUUCAUGAGGAUGAUUAACCUGGGCCUUCUGUCAUUCUCACAUCCUUUGAACCGUACAAAGAUCCACUCUGAGUGAGGCAAAGUUAAGAGCGGGUUCAGAUCUGUAAAUCACAUCACUUCAGGGAUAGACUUGAACAUCUGUCAAAGAGAAUGAGAAUGAUUGCAUCAGCCUGGGAUAUAAUUGUACAUAUGGUGUCCAUUGAUCAAAUAUAACUGCUUAUUGUAGAUUCUUCCCAGAGCUCAGUACUUCCCACAACCUUAACAUCUAAUGAGGAAUUUUUGAAGUUUGGUCACGUGUGAUUUUUAGGAUUGUUCUAAGAAACACUGGAGUGUAGUAUUUUAAAAAGAAAAGCUUAUGAACAAGGGUGACACACCAGACUGCAGAAUGCUGGAAAUUUGACCCAACAAACUGCUUGAAGGAACUCAACGGGUCAGGCAGCAUCUGUGGGGAGAAAUAGACAAACGACGUUUCGGAUCAGGAGCCUUCUUCAGACUGAUUGAUCAGACCUUGUGAAAAAGGGUCCCGUUCGGAAAUGUUGCCUGACCCAGUGAGUCCUUUGUGUAGGAACAAGUAACUGCAGUCCGCAGAAGGGUCCCGACUCGAAACGUUGCCUAUUAAUGAUACUCCAGAGAUGCUGCCUGACCCGCUGGGUUCUUCCAUUGGUUUUCACAUAAGAGGGCAUUGCGUCUCAAUAGCGGGCCUUUGACAGCAGCUACAGUGCCCUCAGUAAGGUGUAAACUAGCUGGUGAUAAGGGUUAAGGGCUUUGUCUCAUUCCCAUGGCUGAUGGGUCAGGACUCCUACCCUUCCAUUGCUGGGUCUGGGUUAUGGGGUACUGGUGUCAGGGGUGUGGACCAUUUCUCAUGCAGCUGCUCAAGGGCUGAAGAGUUGUUGUUGAGCCUCAGAUGUCAGAUGUCAAAGUUUUCACUGAAGACCAAUCUAUAUCCUGUGAUUAACUACUCAGCUGGGUGAUCUAUAUACAUUAAACCUUUCACUCACACUGACCAGGGACACCAGAGAAAGUUCGGGCCCAGCUACCUUAUGCUUUCAUUAUUUCAUUACGAUAAAGGAGGAGGCCAUUCAGCUCACCGAGU